AUGGGCCGCUCCAAGCCGCGCACCAACAAGCGCCCGCCACCCAAGCUCAACCGCAAGGCCGGCGCACCUCCGCAGGGCAUCCCGCUCGCGACGCUGCCUUCCCUCCCGACGCCUUCCUCGACCCCACCAGCCCAAGGCACACCGUUCUUUGACCCAGCGACCGCGUCCCUCUUCCCGCCAGCAUCAGCACUGGACCCAACACACCCUUCGUUUCCGACCGCGUUCCAGAACUGGUCGACGUCUGCGCUGUCCCAGCUUGGCCAGCUGCCGCGCCUCACGCCGUCCCAGCUGUCGGCCAUUGCCGGCGCCGCAGCUGGCGUGGGCGACGCUGGGCUCUUUAGCGCGGCCGCAGCGGCCGGUGGAGUCGGCGUGGGCAUGGGUAUGGGCGUCGGCGUCGGCGUCGGCGUGGGUGCCGGAGCGGGCCAGGGACUGCCCAUCGACCUCCCAGCAAGCUUGGCCGCGCUGUUCGAGGCCAAACUCACUCUGGACCGCGAAAAGGCCAAAUUGAUGCGCAUGCAAAAGGAGCUCAAGGGAUACCGCGAGGGUGUCGCCGCCGCCGUCGGCGCUGGCAAGGGCAAGGAGGUGGCCGUCGACGACGAGCUGGGCGAGUGCACCUGUGGCCGCAAUGGGUGA
This is a messenger RNA of Apiotrichum porosum, 633 nucleotides long. RefSeq lists its product as uncharacterized. Bases 1 to 633 code for a protein of 210 amino acids. Lineage: Eukaryota; Fungi; Basidiomycota; Tremellomycetes; Trichosporonales; Trichosporonaceae. The transcript has a single exon. The record is from RefSeq and is a predicted model, not a curated record.